This is a messenger RNA of Phascolarctos cinereus (koala), 2278 nucleotides long. RefSeq names its product cytosolic thiouridylase subunit 2 (gene CTU2). Lineage: Eukaryota; Metazoa; Chordata; Mammalia; Diprotodontia; Phascolarctidae. Gene Ontology annotation, biological process: tRNA wobble position uridine thiolation. The record is from RefSeq and is a predicted model, not a curated record. Gene Ontology annotation, cellular component: cytosol. Gene Ontology annotation, molecular function: tRNA binding; sulfurtransferase activity.
GCAGGAGCCAUGUGUCAGGUGGGCGAGGACUACGGGGGGCCCGGACCGGCGGAGCUCCAGCCGAAGCUGCCCUGGCGCGGAUUUUCUCUUUAUUGUGGUGAUUUUGAACCACACUUGAAAAAUCUCCAGGAUGUGCCUGCAAUUAAGAGUACUUACAACUAGGGGUGGGGUGGAAGAGAAGGACCUGGAAAUCCCAGAAGCUAUCAACUAUUCUUCAAGUACCUUGCUUUGUGAUUGACUUUGAUUCUAAAACCUAUGGAUCCCAAGACUCAGGCAGACUGAGAACCACCUUAUUAUUUGACCUGGAGAGACCAUUUGCACUUGCAUAGGAAUGCAGAAUAUUGUACGAUAAACCACAAUUUGGGGUCCUAGGCUUCUGAAGCUGUGAACAGAAAUGUAUGAAGUGCAAGGAGGGUUUGCCAGUCUUAAUCAUCCGCGCUGGAGACGCUUUCUGCAAAGACUGUUUCAAGGCAUAUUAUGUUCACAAGUUCCGAGCAAUGCUAGGAAAGAAUCGACUGGUCUUCCCAGGAGAGAAGGUCCUUCUUGCAUGGUCGGGUGGUCCCUCGUCCAGCUCAAUGAUCUGGCAAGUCCAAGAGGGGUUGAGCCGAGAGUCUGCAAAGAGGCUCCGCUUUGUGCCAGGCAUCAUUUACAUCGAUGAGGGAGCAGUUUGUGGUCAGAGCCCAGAGGAGAGAGCAAAGACCGUGGUCGAAAUGAAGCUGAUCCUGCAGACAAUUGCCUUUCCAUACCACAUAGUCUCAUUAGAAGAGGUUUUUAACUUGCCCACGUCAGUCUUACAGCCUGUUUCCCAGGGCCCCAGAGGGUUUGAGAAUACCUACAAGGAAGCCGUGGAUGGCUUUAUCCAGCAGCAGCAGCAGCAGCAGCAGAGAGCACCAGAGGAAGGGGGAGGAGAAGCUGUCCUGAGUGAUGAGCAGAUCCAGGAAAAGCUGAGACAGCUUAGCACCCAGGACCCUGUGGGACAAGAGGAAGUCGCUGGUGACAGCCUCCCCAGACCAGCACAAACCACAGCUUUAAUGACUCUCUUCAGCUCGGUGAAGACACUGACUGCCAGAGAGGAGCUUCUGCAGACCCUUCGGGCCCACCUGAUCCUGCAUGUAGCUCGCGUGCAAGGCUAUACCAAAGUGAUGCUAGGUGACAGCUGUACCCGCCUGGCCAUCAAACUCAUGACCAAUUUGGCGCUGGGGAGAGGGGCUUUCCUUGCCUGGGACACAGGCUUCUCGGAUGACCGGCAUGGGGAUGUGGUCAUGCUUCGUCCCAUGCGAGACUACACAUUGAAGGAGAUUGCUUUUUACAACAGGAUGUUUGGAGUUCCCUCUGUCUUCACCCCAGCCAUUGACACCAAGGCCCCAGAAAAGGCAAGUAUCCACCGGCUGAUGGAGAGCUUCAUCCUCAGAUUACAGGCCCAGUUCCCUUCCACCAUCAGCACCGUGUACAGGACGAGCGAGAAGCUGGUGAAGGCUCCCCGAAAUGGGGAUGCGGCUGGCGCUGCGACCGCCCGCUGCCUCCUCUGCAUGUGUGCUCUGGACAUUGACAGCACAGACAGUGCUACUGCAUUUGGAGCCCAGACCUUGGAGCGUCUGGCCCAGAAACUUUCACCUGCCCCUGUGCUGCCCACAGGGGCUCCCGGGAGGCCUUGCUGCACCAAAGGGACCAGGCUGCAGCCGGGCUGUUGCCGAGACACACGGCCGUCGUCUGAGAGGGAGGAGCCCAGAGCCAGCUUCAUUGAGCAGCUUUGCUAUAGCUGCCGUGUGAACAUGAAAGACGUGCCCUUCCUGGAGCCUUUUCCUCCCUACAUCCUAAUGGAGUCCCAGUGCCGAAGCCAGAGGGCCUGGGAAAAGCAGGAGGUCCAAGAAUUCUUGUUUGAGGAGAGUGAGGAGGAAGCUCUUCAUCCCCUGGGAUUCUCGCCCCAGUUUUGAUGGCCUAUCCAGACCCUUCCCGACCCCACGUGGGAGGCCACCCAUACAAUCCGACAGGGCCUCCUGCCCCGGGGCUGCCGUUUCUCAUCUCAGCGGCUGAGUGUUGGUGUGGCUUCUCUGAAGCUGAGGGACGAGGACCACUGGCAUCUCCCCUGAAACAUACCCAUUGUCUCCUGGAGCUCCAUCAGUGCUCGUUUUUUUUCCCCACAAAAACUGGUCAUUUCAGCUAGUAAGGAUUGGGGGGUGGGGUGUGAGGUAAGAGAGUGAAGGAGACAAGCUAGGAGAGGUGAGGCCACAACUUGCCAUUUAAUUGUCCGUCUGUAUAAAUAAAUCAUUUUUCAUUA